Juglans regia (Persian walnut) is the source of this 1956-nucleotide messenger RNA. RefSeq names its product NAC domain-containing protein 71-like. Lineage: Eukaryota; Viridiplantae; Streptophyta; Magnoliopsida; Fagales; Juglandaceae. The record is from RefSeq and is a predicted model, not a curated record. Gene Ontology annotation, biological process: regulation of DNA-templated transcription. Gene Ontology annotation, molecular function: DNA binding.
UCCUCCCCUCCCCUUUCUUCUUUUUCUUCUUUGCAUCUUGCAACUUACUGAUCUUUUUGUCAGUUUCCCACACAUUCCAGUUCGACCCAUUCAAAAUACUUUUUUUUUUCUUGUAACUGUUUUGAAUGGUUUUAGAUUCCGGGUCUUUGAUUAGGUUCCAAUUUUGGAAGUUCUAAAGUCUCAUUUUGUUUUUGGUGGAUUUUAAGCGGUUUCAGCAUCUGGGUACUGCCGAAAGCUCAAGUCUUUGUUCAUUUCAACUUUGUUCUGUGAGUGUGACUAAAAUCUGAGGGGGUUAGUGGGGGUGACACUUUGAUCAUAGUCAAAAUCUCGAAUCUUACAGACAAUGAUUCCGUUGUACAACGGAUGCAUACUGUGGAAGUUGUGGUCGGUUUUCGACAAAAAAUCUGUUGUUGAUAAAAGCUUUUAUUUUUGGAUCUUUCAAAUUUUUACUAGGUACAGUAUAGGAACAUAUCCAAUAAGUUGAAAUUUUUUUGCUUUUCUAUCCAUUCUGUUCGUUCCGUGUCUGUUCUCAAAGAAUUAGAUUAGUGUAGAGGAGCGCAAAAAUAUGGCAGGAGCAUCAUUGCCACCAGGAUUUCGUUUCCACCCGACCGAUGAGGAAUUGGUGGGGUAUUACCUGAAAAGAAAAGUGGAGAGGCUUGAAAUUGAGCUCGAAGUUAUUCCGGUAGUGGAUCUCUACAAAUUCGACCCAUGGGAGUUACCGGAGAAAUCAUUCCUCCCAAAAAGAGAUAUGGAAUGGUUCUUCUUCUGUCCCCGGGAUAGAAAGUAUUCGAAUGGCUCACGAACAAAUAGAGCAACCAAAUCUGGCUACUGGAAAGCCACUGGAAAAGAUAGGAAGGUGGUCUGCCAGUCUUCUGUGACUGGGUAUCGCAAGACCCUAGUUUUCUAUCGUGGACGGGCUCCUUUAGGAGAUCGAACAGACUGGGUAAUGCAUGAGUACCGCCUUUGUGAUGAUCUUUCACAAGGAUCACCAAGUUUUCAGGGAGCUUUUGCUUUGUGCCGCGUUGUUAAGAAGAAUGAGCACAUACAGAAGAUAAAGGAUGCUGGAGAGCCAAAAGCUGAGAGGGUUCGAAGAAGUUUGAGCAAUGCCCACGAAGAGGCCAUGAGCAUUCCCAACAAUGAGAGUCAGUAUUCUAGCCCUAGCACUUCUCCAUAUGAAGUUACUCCAACGGCAGAGUUUGAGCCUGCUUUGAUGGAGACCAAUCCUACAUGCUUCUGGGUCUCACCUGACCUAAUCCUUGAUUCCUCAAAGGACUACUCACAAGUACAAGAAGCUGCAUCUGAACACUUUCCACAAUACCAGUUUCCAAGCUUGGAAACUCCUUGGCCAACAUUUGAACAUGCAGAAAUCUCUUCCAUCUCAUCACAUUCAAAUUUCACUGGAGAAAUUGAAGCUCGUGAUGAUUUGAGUCGAAUUGGCUGUUUGUCACCUUACUCCGGGCAUACAAACUACAUGGGCCUUUUUGGAAGUGAAGAUGUGCCAUAUGAAGGGCUAGAAUUUUGGAACCAAGCUCCGAUAUGCACGCAAGCAAUUGGAGAUGGGAGUUCAGGGGAACUUGGUGGUCUAUGGUUGCAGGAGGACAACUUUAUGAUUGUAAUGUAGGCGCCUACUUUGUGGUAGGAUUAAUCAACUAUAUAUUGUAUUUGGUGUUAUCUAGAAGGGGCCUCCGAGACAACGCCUUUUAACGUUGAUUCUUGGAAUUUAAAAUAAUGACUAUUAACCCUCCAUGUAUUAUUAAGCAGAAAACAGCUUGCUGUAUAAGUACUUAUCAUGCCAUUGUAUUGGAUCAGCUGGUUUGGGAUCCAAGUCUGGCUUCAGUUUCUUGUUAUUGCUGUUACCUAGCAACCCCCAGUGACAAUCACUAUUAUCGAUUGCAUCAGAGUUUGGUUUGCUGGCAGUUGUCUACAUGGUUUAAUAAAUUUCAAGUGUUUGAACAA